AUAAUUUAUAUUUAAAUAAAUUAUGAUAAUUUUUUUUAUUAUUAAUUAAUUAAUUACUCAAUUUAAAAUUCAUAUGCAAAAUAACGUCUUCAUAAUCGGAAAUAGUAUUACAGCAGUGGAACGGAUAAGCCCAACCAAAUAAAAUAAGAAACAAAAAAUUGGAAAUUGGACAACUACUAUAUAACAAAUUCCAAUCGGAAAAAGCAGUUCCUCUGGCCUCUGCGAUUCAUUUUCUGCGUAAAAAGGGAAAUAAAGGUGCAAAAUCGGGGACUGGGGAAUCGGUGUUUUCUGUAACUGAAAGCGGAGGGGUGUGGCUGUGGAUCUGCUUGAAAUCCGUUUACUCUUUUCACUGCUUUUGCCGUCCGAUAGCGAUUUCUCCUUCCAGACCAUAAUUUUCAUCUUCAGUAUUUUCAGGUCCCUGGUUGAAGCGUCAUGGCUUCCAAGCGUAUUUUGAAGGAACUUAAGGAUUUGCAGAAAGAUCCACCUACUUCUUGCAGUGCAGGUCCUGUAGCUGAAGACAUGUUCCACUGGCAAGCAACAAUCAUGGGGCCAUCUGAUAGCCCAUAUGCGGGAGGCGUAUUUCUAGUUACUAUCCAUUUUCCUCCUGAUUAUCCAUUCAAGCCUCCAAAGGUUGCAUUUAGGACAAAGGUGUUUCACCCAAACAUAAACAGUAAUGGGAGCAUUUGUCUUGAUAUACUCAAAGAACAAUGGAGCCCUGCUCUUACCAUUUCUAAGGUACUGCUCUCCAUUUGCUCAUUGCUGACUGAUCCAAAUCCUGAUGACCCUCUUGUACCAGAGAUUGCCCAUAUGUACAAGACUGAUCGAGCCAAGUAUGAAGCAACUGCUCGCAGCGGGACACAGAAGUAUGCCAUGGGAUGAUAGAUAAUCAGAUACUGUACAAAUGGGUUGUGUCUAUUUGUGAAAUGUGUAGAAUCCGUUUUAACUUUUGGACUUGGUCUGAGAGGGAGGGGGUUGGUGUUAGGGAAUGAACUUGAGUUCUUCAGUGGAAACUAUGGUUUGGGGAUUGGCUGGAAAAUAACUUUAUUUCCUGGAUGUUUUGAUGUAGACAAUGUCUGUUGUUUAAAGCUCUUAUUUUCUCUGGUGUUAAACCUCUUCUUCGCUUGGUGAUUUGAUCCAAUAAUAUUAUGCUCUUAUCAUGGGCUUUUUCUUCUCA
Hevea brasiliensis (rubber tree) is the source of this 1174-nucleotide messenger RNA. Its product is annotated as ubiquitin-conjugating enzyme E2 28. The record is from RefSeq and is a predicted model, not a curated record. NCBI's taxonomy places the organism in Eukaryota, Viridiplantae, Streptophyta, Magnoliopsida, Malpighiales, Euphorbiaceae. Gene Ontology annotation, molecular function: ubiquitin conjugating enzyme activity. The transcript is spliced from 5 exons. Bases 433 to 879 code for a protein of 148 amino acids. Gene Ontology annotation, cellular component: nucleus. Gene Ontology annotation, biological process: protein polyubiquitination.